Messenger RNA from Theileria orientalis strain Shintoku, 1575 nucleotides. RefSeq lists its product as hypothetical. The transcript has a single exon. The record is from RefSeq and is a predicted model, not a curated record. Lineage: Eukaryota; Apicomplexa; Aconoidasida; Piroplasmida; Theileriidae. Bases 1 to 1575 code for a protein of 524 amino acids.
AUGGGAGCAGGUCAAUCUUAUCUUUACAUCAAUUUAAAUAAUAAGAACCAAAAAUGUACGGUUAACGGAUGCACGGUUACUCCUUCUACAGCCCUUUUUAAUGAUACCAUAGACUUUGAAGUUGUCACUUACAAUUUCAACUAUAAUGGAAAGGCUCCAACAAGUUUUGAUAUUUACAUAUAUGAUAGUAAAGAGGCGGUUUAUGACUCUUCUUACAUUUUUGGUUAUUGCUCACCUUCAUCCAAUCAAGUAGCCAAUAACGUCGAAGUAUAUUAUUCAGUUUUAGCACAAGAUAAGCCAUUAGUCAUUACUUUUGUUACAAACAACCAAAAAUAUAAUUGUAAAUAUGAUGACUUAAAAUAUGCCAGAUGGAAUUGGGCUUCAUACAUUACUGAACAUACUUUUACGGGCGAUCUGUUACCCAAGUUGAAGGAACAAUACAGGAAGCUGUUAUUGAACAAAACAAUAAAAUUUGCUGUUGGAGACGAGGCAACUAAUGGUGUAGAAGUAAUACAUCAGGAGAUCGGCGAUGAAAAAAAGAAGUACAGAAUUAUUUACACGCCAAAAAACCGCGACUCAGUUUUGAAUUGUAAUUGUUUAUUUAAUCUUGAUAAAGAGACUAAAGAUUUAUCCAAUCAACUUGAGGUAAAAGAUGGUUGUAAAGGCCCUCAGGAUAAAAAGGCUAUAAAUAAAAUUGAUCAAUAUUGUUUAACUUCUGUCAAAGCUCACUUCUUCGAUGGAAUCAUAGUAUACUAUGAAAAAGAGAAUGACAAUAAGUAUACAGCUUUAUACUUGGAGUUCAUUGAUUUGCGUAAGAAAGACAUAUGCCUUAAAAGAAUAGAUCAAGAAGGGUGUUGGUGGGCUGAAGAAACGAUUAAUUACAAAGACAAAACGAGUUUGGGGAGUCAAUUAGGUACAAUAAAAAAUGGUCUCAAAAAGGUAAACACUGUAAUCCUGGACGUUAAGGUUUCCUACACCGGUGUUGAAGUAAAUCCUGAUAAAACUACACAAGCUUAUAUAAAGUAUACGCACACAUUUACAUCUGAAGACGAGCAUAAUUUCUUAUAUGGAAGAAAAAUUAUAACAAUUGGUUCAUGCUUAACAAAUGUUAAAUCGAAAAAAGUUGAAGUGUACUAUCUGAAAGCCAAAAAUAAAGAAGAUGAACAGCCAUUUUUAAUUGAGUUUAUUCCAAAUGGUGAGGGAGCUCAAAAUAACAAAAAUGCUUACCACUUUACAUAUAACGAGGGAUUUGACAAAUGGACAGAAUGUAAAGAGUCUAACAAAUUAAAAAACAAAUUAGACAAAAUAAAUACAAAUGGUGGAUGUAUAACGAAAAUAAGUUUACUUAGGUGGUAUGCACAUGAAAUAUUAAUAGGUGAGGAGCCUAAAGUACCUAAAACAGAAGAUGAAACAAUACCUAAAAAACCAGAUAUAGUAGAACCUAAGCCAGAACCUGAACCUCCACCUAUAUGGCUGAUUGUAGGUUGUGUUGCAGCAGGAGUAGUUUUAAUAGUUACUUUAGUCGUUGUUUAUGGUAUCUAUUGGUACAACACAACUAUCAAACUCUUGACAUAG